UCCAAGGGACAGCGAGUGGGCUGGGCUUCUGCGGGGAGCGGCCUGGGGUCCCGGCGCUCCGCUGUGGCCCGCGAGGCGGAGAAUCGAGAAGGGGGCUCGGCCUUUCCCCGCGUGCAGAGGCCUCCAGAGCGCUGCGCCCAGACUCCGGCCGCUGACCGGCACACGGCGACAGAGCCAGCCCCCGGGACAUGUUUCCUGGUCUGGUGCCCACGCACGGGAAGCCACUGGGAGGCCCCUGGCUGUUGACAAGACAAUCGCUUUGAUAAAGCUUCUUGGCAGAAUCCACAGAUCCCCAAGUAGUUAACUUCGAAGGAAAUGAGACGAAACGGCACCCAGACAACGGCCGCCACGGCCCACGGCGGCGGAUCCUGCAGUGCCCGCGCCAGGGAUUUAAUGCGCAAAACGGCAGUUACACGGGACUGGCAUAUUUGGUACCCUCCCACUCAGAAGCUCAUGAACUUCAGACCUCACUCUUCACCAUGUAGAGCGUAUUCAAGGAAUGGUUUCCAACAUACAUUUAGACCUUCUUCUUCAACCACUGCUAUUGCAGAUCCAACACUGUCCUUCUUAGAUGUGGAACAGAUUUUAUUUCAAAAAAUCACCGACAGAGGGGACGAGUUGAAAAAGGCCUUUCAGCUGCUCGAUCCCGGUCACAGCAUGACGGUGUCGAAGAGUGAACUGAAAAGAAUUGUCACCACCUUCCUGAUGCCUCUCACGAGAGAACAGUUUCAAGAUGUCCUGGCUCAGGUCCCCCUCAGCAGCUCUGGGGCUGUCCCUUACCUCGAAUUCCUGUCCAGGUUCGGUGGAAUGGACCUCAAUAUAAAUGUUAUAAAGGGGGGAGGUGGGAAUGAAAUGGAUUGCUGUCGCACAGUAAGAGACCUUGAAAUCCAAGUAGGAGAAAAGAUUUUCAAAAACAUUGAAACUGUUAUCAAAGCCUUCAAGCUCAUUGAUGUUAACAAGACUGGUCGGGUCCAGCCCCGUGAGCUGAGGAAAGUUCUGGAGACCUUCUGUUUGAAGAUGAGAGACGAUGAAUAUGGACAGUUUGCAGAACACUACAACAUUGAUAAAGACACCACCGUGGACUAUAAUGUUUUUUUGAAGAACCUCAGUGUAAAUAUUGACUUGAAUCAUAGAUAUAAAAUGGGAAAUCCAGAAGUCUCCUGGGAGAAUCAAUCUGUCAAAAAUUCCAAAAGGGGGUUCCUUCACAGCUCUGCUUCCUCUGAGGACGCCUGGGAAAACUGCUCCCUGGAAGACAUCCAGAAGACCUUCUGCCAGGAGCUUUCCAAGGCCUAUGGACAGGUUGAAAAAGCCCUGAGUGCAGGGGACCCCGCCCAAAGUGGCUAUGUGUCUUUGAAUUACCUAAAGAUUGUCUUCGACACCUUUGUGUACCGAUUGCCAAGGAGGAUUUUUAUCUCGUUAAUGAAGAGAUUUGGACUUAAAACCACCGCUAGAGUCAAUUGGAAACAAAUCCUAACCUUCCUUUAUGCGCCCCGGUGGGUGGAAAUGAACAAUACGAUUCUCCCGACCAAAAGAAACAGAAAUCAGUCUCACAAGGAAAACACUCUCACAAAGUUAUCUAGACCCGAGGAUCACUAUGCGUCAUUGAAGAAAGCACUGCUGAAUGCCACCACCAAACCCGACGGACAGAUACGGGGAGAAGAAUUGCAACAUAUUCUAAAUUGUGAGGCUGUAAAAAUCAGUGAUUCAGAAUUCAAAGAACUAAUGCAGACGCUUGACCCUGGGGGCACUGGAUGGGUCAAUGUCAACAGGUUCACCCAACUGCUUGAAGAGAACUCUGAGGUGGAAGAGAUCGUUCGUGACUCAAUUACUAGGAAUCUACAAGCCUUCUAUAAAAUGCUACAGUCAUAUGACCUCCGAGGCACAGGGCUCAUUGGUCAGAAUAAUUUCAAGAAAGUCAUGCACCUGUUCUGCCCCUUUUUAACAGCUGAGCAUUUACUGAAACUCUGCGGGAAGUUUCAGGAUAUCACUUCGGGAAGAAUCCUCUACCGGAAAUUUCUGGCACACGUCGGAAUUAGUGAUCCACCCACCACCUCUUCAGGUCUGGUUCCAAUGGAUCGAGCGUUAGGUGAACAUCAUCGUCAGGAGGAACAGCAGCCGCCGGACCUUCCUGAGAGAACCAAGCCCGCUGGAGACAAAAGCACCCUGACCAAGAAAAUGACUAAGGAUGGAGCGAUUGGAGAGCUCAGGAGAUGUAUCCAGCAGCAGGACCCAGCAUUCCGGAAAAUAUUUCUUGAAUUCAGCAAGAAACCUGACGGCAAAGUUAAUGCGCAAGACUUCAAGAAGGUACUGGAAGAUAGUGGAAUGCCCAUGGACGAUGACCAGUAUGCUCUGCUCACUGCGGAAAUAGGAUAUAAGAGAGAAGGGAUGAGCUACCUGGAUUUUGCAGCAGGACUUGAAGACACGAAAAUGAAGGAGCCAGGAGUGGCUCCAUCGCAGACUCCGGUUCUCUCCAAGAGUGACCUGGACGGCCACUUUAUGACCGCGGAAGAAUGCCUGAAGCACUUCCCGCAGAGGCUAAAGGAAACCUUUGGGGACCCCUACUCUGCCUUCUUUAAAAUAGACACGGACCGGGAUGGCAUCAUCAACAUGCACGACAUGCACAGGCUGCUGCUGCUCUUACUGUUCAACCUUAAAGACCAAGAGUUUGAACGCUUCCUGAGCCUUCUUGGCUUGAGACUCAGCGUCACACUCAAUUUUCGGGAAUUUCGAAAUCUGUUCGAGAAGACAUCUUUCAGGACAGACGAUGCCCCUCAAAGACUCAUUAGACUGAAGCAGAAGGUUGCAGAUUCAGAAAUGGCUUGUGAGCAGGCCCAUCAGUACCUCGUCACCAAAGCAAAGACCAGAUGGUCAGACUUAGCUAAGAAUUUUAUAGAAACCGACAGGGAGGGCAACGGCAUUCUCCGGCGGCGGGACGUGAAGAACGCGCUGUACGGCUUCAAUAUUCCUCUAACGCCCAGGGAAUUCGAAAAGCUCUGGAUGAGGGACAAGCUUGAAGACCAUCAUCACGGUAUCAGCAAAGCAGUCCCCAAACUGGAGAGACCCCAAAACGGCCACGUGCCCACAAGCAAGAUGCGGAAAGUGUUGCAGGAGCGCGGCUCUCGCCUGACCGAGCACGAGCUGACCGACCUUCUGAACAGCUGGGGAAUCAGCUGGCGUGACAAUGCCUUCAAUUACCUUGACUUCUUGAAAGCGGUGAAGAACGGCAAGGCAGCGAGACCUCAGCCGAGAGAAAACGAGAGCGUGCCCAUCGAUUCCGAGACGCUGGACCCAGUGGAGGUCAUGAAGAGCGUGCAGGACGUCGCCGGCUCCUCCUGUGCGGACUUGUCAACGACUGCUGCCCAGUGGGCCAAGGAGAGGCCCCAGGGCCCCCCACCCACGGCUCCCAAGGAGGCAGCACCCCAGGCGCUCCUGGCUCGGGUCCACCAGGCGGUGGGCGCCCACCACCCUGCUAUCGCUCAGGAGUUCAACAACUUGGACACCGCGAAAACGAACACCGCCUCCAGGGACGAAUUCAGGGCCAUCCGUGCCCGCCGCGCGCAGGUGCUGACGGAUGAGCAGUUUGACAGACUGUGGAGUGAGAUGCCGGUCAACGCCAAGGGCAGGCUCAAGUACCUGGACUUCCUGAACACGUUCGGCUCCGAGAGAGGGGCCACACCGUCAGCCUCCGGCGGUUCAGCCAAGGCCCAGCGAGGCAGCAGUGUUCCCGAAGUCUCGGAGACAAGCAGGUCCCCAGCUUCAGCAUCACCCACCCAUGACCUCAAAGCAGGGCUGAAGACGCAGAGCACCCCCAGUCCCCCGGCCGGUGAGCGCACGGCCCCGGACACCACGCCCUCUCAGAGCUGUGAGUCCAUAGACAGCAAGCUCCGGAAGAGCAUUCAGGGCUGCUGGCGGGACUUGCUGAGAGCAUGCCAGGAGAGGGACGUGGCCAAGCAGGGGGACAUCGCCGCGGCCGAGUUCCUGGCCCUCGUGGAGAAGUUCCCUCUGGAUAUAAGCAAAGAGGAAAGUCAGCAGCUCGUCACGCAGUAUGACUUAAAGAACAACGGGAGGUUUGCCUACUGUGACUUCAUUCAGAGCUGUGUGCUGCUGCUGAAGGCCAAGGAGCCCUCCCUGAUGCAGAGGAUGCAAAUUCAGAACGCGCACAAGAUGAAAGAAGCCGGUGCUAAGACUUCUGCCUUUUACUUGGCUUUGCUGCGGAUUCAGCCCCAAAUCAUGCACUGCUGGAGGCCGAUGCGGCGCACCUUCAAAGCCUAUGAUGAGGGCCAGACGGGGUUCUUAAGCGUGGCUGACUUCCGGAAGGUCCUGACGCAGCACGGCAUCGGCCUCUCGGAGGAGGAGCUCUUCCACAUCCUGCAGUACCACGACCAGACGCUGUCCUCCAGGAUCCCCUACAACGACUUCCUGCGGGCCUUCCUGCAGUAGGCGGCUGCCGCCACGCGCCCCCGGCGCAGGCGGGGCCCCGGGCCUGUGCUGAGACGAACGAAAUCACAGAAGCCCCGUGUCUUUCCCAGCAGUUGAGACUCCGCGCUGCCCUGUGGCUGCAGCGCCAGCCUCAGCCCUGCCGGUGGCCCCGGGCCGCCCACGAAGCCACGGGACCCUUCACUCGGUUGGAGCAAAUAAAAUGUUAGUCUUCGCAGAAA
Molecule: messenger RNA, 4658 nt
Organism: Suricata suricatta (meerkat)
Lineage: Eukaryota; Metazoa; Chordata; Mammalia; Carnivora; Herpestidae
Gene: EFCAB6
Product: EF-hand calcium binding domain 6
Exons: 30
Coding region: 316-4440 (1374 amino acids)
Cellular component (GO): nucleoplasm
Molecular function (GO): calcium ion binding
Source: RefSeq, a predicted model, not a curated record